This is a messenger RNA of Closterium sp. Naga37s-1, 627 nucleotides long. The record is from the annotation of a GenBank genome assembly. NCBI's taxonomy places the organism in Eukaryota, Viridiplantae, Streptophyta, Zygnematophyceae, Desmidiales, Closteriaceae.
AUGCCGUCCCGUCGUCCUCGCACACCGUCGCGAUCGUCGUCGCCCUUCCGUGGCUCCUCCCGUUGCCUUCCCGUCGCCCAUCCCGUCGCCCAUCCCGUCGCCCAUCCCGUCGCCCAUCCCAUCGCGCAUCCCGUCGCCCAUCCCGUCCCUCCCCUCGUCGCCCUCUCACACGCCCCGAAACUUCCUCCCGUCGCCCUUCCUCUCUCCCAUCCCGUCGCUCCCCUCGUCGCCCUCGCCAACCGUCGGAAACUCCCUCCCGUCGCCCUUCCUCUCUCCCAUCCCGUCGCUCCCCUCGUCGCCCUCUCACACGCCCCGAAACUUCCUCCCGUCGCCCUUCCUCUCUCCCAUCCCGUCCCUCCCCUCGUCGCCCUCGCCAACGCCCCAAAACUCCCUCCCGUCGCCCUUCCUCUCUUCCAUCCCGUCGCUCCCCGCGUCGCCCUCGCACACGCCCCGAAACUCCCCACCGUCGCCCUUCCUCUCUCCUAUCCCAUCACUCCCUGCCGUCGCCUUUACAUCUCUCCCCUCCCAUCUCCCGCAUCGCGGAUGAAUUGGACGGUGCUCGCUGUUGGGAAGAAUGAGAGUGGGAUGUCGCAAACUUGCAACAUUCUUGUGUGCAAAUCCAAGUGA